Achroia grisella is the source of this 875-nucleotide messenger RNA. RefSeq lists its product as uncharacterized. The record is from RefSeq and is a predicted model, not a curated record. The transcript is spliced from 8 exons. Bases 204 to 875 code for a protein of 223 amino acids. Lineage: Eukaryota; Metazoa; Arthropoda; Insecta; Lepidoptera; Pyralidae.
GUCACGUAAUGCAGAAGUCAAAAUUCCAAAUUAGUUAAAAUUUUAUAUUACUCUUAUAAUUUCAUUGUAAUUUAAUUCAUUUUAAUAUAAUGCCCGUCCCUCACGGCGACGAUUGGCAGGGCUGUUACAGUCCUGAUAUCUGCUAUUCUGUGCUACGACUCCUGAAAAUGACCCAUAUACCCCUACCUAGAAAUUAGGAAUAGAUGGAGGGAGGUGGUGAGGGGAUGGUGGCCAUUGUCCAGGGCCUGAAGGACGCCGGCCUUACCGUCACGCUCGUGGACGGCCGAUAUGACCAGCCAACUCGACUUGCAUCCGCUAGAACUUGCAGAGACACCUGGCUUCCUCAAGCGAAGUCUUCAGUGGAGACCAGCACUGAUGCAAUUAGGAGUCACGCUGGUGCUCAGAUCUGUGAUGAGCAAUAUACCAGUAGUUACCAGUUGGCACACUGCAGCAUGAAGCCUACCUCUCCUGCUGUACACCUACCAGAGUUUCCUCUGCAGAAACAAGAACGUUAUAUAAAUCACGGCAACUUCGAUGUCCGCUGGCAAACUGUUCAAGAAUAUCCUCACAGACUGAAAACAACACAACUACCCAGAAAUAGUUUCACAUAUACCAAUCAAGAGGUGGCCAGCUGUUCUCGAAGUACUGACGCGUUUGUACACUCGCUGCGGAGGUACCCGAGCCUGUCUCCCGUUGGAACACCUUCGUCUGACCUGGUCUGCAAGCUGAUAGCCUACACGGAAGCCAAGAAUGAUUAUAAAAUAAAGUGUAACUUUGCCGCCGUACAAGUGGCGGUCGGCUCCGUUCGGGUAUUGUCGGUGUCCUCCGGACGGACCCCGCUGGUCGCGCUGCUGGUUGAUCAGAGUGCCGUGUAA